AUGACUUCGGGACCGAAUUACUCGAUGGCAUCGCUAUAUGUCGGCGAUUUGUCGGCUAAUGUGACCGAAGCCAUGCUCUUCGAGAAGUUUUCGACAAUAGGUCCGGUGCUGUCGAUCCGGGUUUGUCGAGAUCUGCUGACCCGUCGCUCUCUGGGUUACGCUUACGUCAACUUUCAAGAGGUCUCCGACGCGGAGAAAGCCAUCGAUCGGAUGAACUUCGAUGUACUGAAGGACAGGCCGUUGCGGAUAAUGUGGUCACAACGCGACCCAUCGCUCAGGAAGUCAGGCGUCGGGAAUGUCUUCAUCAAGAAUUUGGACAAAUCUAUCGAUAAUAGCGUUAUGUUUGACACGUUCUCGACGUUCGGCAAAAUCCUGUCGUGUAAAGUGGCCCAAGACUUGCACGGACUCAGCAAAGGGUACGGCUUUGUCCACUUCGCCACCGAAGAAGCGGCUAAUAAUGCCAUCAAUAAAGUGAAUGGAAUGCUAUUAAACGGCAAAAAAGUAUUUGUCGGCAAAUUUGUGCCGAAGUCUGAGCGCCAGAACUCGCCGUUCGCUGAGAAGAGCAAACACUUCACUAAUAAUGGUGUGGAAGAGAAGGACAAAGAGAUGGAUCUGUCGGAAGAGGACAAACAACUUCAGGAGGAACUGGAACUGUGUGUCCAACGCCUGAAAGAGCCGAACGCCACGCUCUAUAAGCCGGCGUUGGAGUCGUUGCGACAGCACAUCAAGAGUGCCACCACUUCCAUGACAUCCGUCCCGAAACCACUCAAAUUCUUGAGACCACACUAUCAGACACUUAAAGACCUUUACAAUCAAAUGCCGAGCGAAGACACCAAGAGUUUUAUGGCCGACAUUGUGUCGAUUCUGGCGAUGACUAUAAACCCGACCGAAUCGGUGAACACCAGCGGAGAGGCGUUGAAAUACCGGCUGAUCGGCAGUCACGAGACAAUCGGGUCGUGGGGUCACGAAUACGUGCGGCACCUGUCGGGAGAGAUCGCCACCGAAUGGCAGUCGGAAACGGCCACCGAUGACAGCAAGAAAGAGCUGUUGGCUUUAGUGCAGGACAUCGUUCCCUACAAUAUGCUGCACAACGCCGAGUCCGAGGCCACCGACCUGUUGAUGGAGAUCGAGCGCAUGGAUCUGUUGGAACAGCACAUCGAUAACGACGACUUGUGUCAGAAGGUGUGUCUGUAUCUGACGAGUUGUGUUCCCUUCGUUCCCGACCCCGAGAACACCACUCUCUUGAAGACAGCGCUCAGCAUAUUCUUGAAGUUCAAUAAAUACAGCGAAGCCUUACGGCUGGGAAUGCAUUUGGGAGACAUGAAGCAAAUCAUCGCCAUCUUCCAGGCCUGCAAAGACCCCGUCCUUCAGAAACAGUUGUCGUUUAUGAUCGGAAGGCAACAGAUAUUCCUAAUGGACGACAUCGACGAUCAGGAUCUGCUGGAAAUCAUAUCCAACACUCAACUGAACACACAUUUCCUGCAAUUGGCGCGAGAGCUCGACAUUCUGGAGCCCAAAACGCCGGACGAUAUCUACAAAACGCAUUUGGAGAACACGACUCGACCGGCGUUUGGGGGCGCGGGUGCGGUGGACUCCGCUCGAGCCAAUCUCGCCUCGUCUUUCGUGAAUGGUUUGGUGAACGCGGCGUUCGGUAGGGAUAAGAUCCUGCUCUGCGAAGACGGCAACAAAUGGCUGUAUAAGAACAAAGAGCACGGAAUGCUUUCGGCCACCGCAUCGCUCGGCCUAAUCCUGCUCUGGGAUGUCGACGGAGGACUCGCGCAGAUCGACAAAUACUUGUACUCCAGCGACGACAACAUCAAAGCGGGCGCUCUGUUGGCCUGCGGUGUUGUCAACUGCGGUGUUCGUAACGAUUGCGAUCCAGCGCUCGCUCUUCUCGUCGAUUACGUGACCAACAAUUCGAUGCCGAUGAGAGUGGGCUCUAUCAUCGGCUUAGGCUUGGCUUACGCCGGCUCUAACCGUAAUGAUGUCCUUUCGGUUCUUCUGCCCGUUCUAUCGGACAGUAAAUCAUCGGUCGAAGUGAUUGGAGUGACGGCCCUAUCGUGUGGUCUCAUAGCUGUCGGUUCGGGCAAUGGAGAGGUGACCUCACAGAUAAUGCAAGUGUUCAUCGAAAAGCCCGAUCUGGACGUGAAGGACAACUUCGUCCGAUUCCUACCCCUGGCGUUAGGGCUCUGCUAUUUGGGUAAACAGGAGAGUUCGGACACCAUUGAAGCGGCCCUUGAAAUCAUACAAAACCAAUCACUGAAGGCUCUCUCCAAGACAUUGGUGGACGUGUGCGCCUACGCGGCCACCGGUAAUGUGCUUAAGAUUCAGAACUUACUUCACAUUUGCUCCGAAAAGACUGAAAAGGAACCGACAGAAGAAGCGACCGGAACUGAUAAGAACAAGAAGCCGACCGCUGCUAAAGUGGAAAGCGUUGACUAUUCGUGGCAACAAUCUGUGGCUACCAUUGGAAUUGGUUUGAUAUCUAUGGCCGAAGAUAUCAGUUGCGAAAUGGCGUUCAGAACUUUCGGACAUUUGCUGAGAUAUGGCGAGCCUAUGAUCAAGAGAGCCGUACCCCUGGCUCUGGCCCUCACAUCCAUUUCAAACCCAAAGCUCAAUAUCUUGGAGACGUUGAGUAAAUUCAGUCACGACUCGGACACAGACGUGGCGUGUAAUGCCAUAUUCGCCAUGGGUUUGGUGGGCGCGGGCACUAACAACGCCCGAUUGGCCACAAUGUUGAGACAAUUGGCUCAAUACCACGCAAAGGAACAGAACUGUCUGUUUAUGGUUCGCAUCGCACAGGGAUUGACACAUCUGGGAAAGGGAACCCUCACUCUCUCCCCAUUCAACUCCGAUCGGCAACUCUUAAUGCCGACCGCUUUAGCCGGACUGUUGGCCACUGUUAUCAGUCUUUUGGACGUGAAGUCCACUAUUAUUAAGUCUCAUUAUUUGCUCUAUUAUUUGGUGACCGCUAUUCAGCCCCGAAUGUUGAUCACAAUGGAUGAGGAGUUAAACCCACUGCCGGUUCCGGUCCGAGUGGGACAAGCGGUCGAUGUUGUGGGACAGGCGGGUAAACCCAAGACCAUAACCGGCUUCCAGACCCACACCACUCCCGUACUGUUGGCUUUGGGCGAAAGGGCAGAGUUGGCCACCGAAGAGUACCUCCCAUUGACUCCAGUUCUCGAAGGAUUCGUUAUCUUAAAAAAGAAUCCCGAUUUCAAUAAAUAA
Medioppia subpectinata is the source of this 3228-nucleotide messenger RNA. The record is from the annotation of a GenBank genome assembly. Lineage: Eukaryota; Metazoa; Arthropoda; Arachnida; Sarcoptiformes; Oppiidae.